GAACGACAGAUUCGAGCUUUGGCACAGAUGCUUCAUCGGUUGCAUGUGGAAAGAGGAGAUGUGCUAUUUAACGCAGGCGAUGCUGCUGAUUUCCUAGCGCUCAUAGUGAAAGGCGAGUUGUCGUUGCAAUCCUUUGGUAAGGCGGUAAUGAGUCUGGGUGAGGGAGAAAUGUGGUUUGGAGAGCUUUCGCUUGUUCAGCCUUGCAAGGCCGAUACCAGCAUCCGGUCAAUCAAUGAUGUUGUUCUUCUGAGCUUGUCGUCGCGAACCUUCCAUGAGUUGAAGUUGGACUAUGAAAAGCACCGACAUGAAGUCAAGAAGAGCUUAUUCCUUAACACACCUUUUGCUCAACAUUUGGAUUCGGAUCAACUUGCCAACAUUGUCGAUGCUAUGGAAGAAGUCGUAUUUGGGGCUGGGAUUAACAUCAAGAACGAAGAUUCUCUUGAGGAUGAUGUUUUCUAUAUCUUGGAGGAAGGGUUGGCAGAAGAAAGACAAUAUGCUGCUAUGCGCAAGUUGGUUUCCAGAGAGCUAGGGCCUGGAGACUUUUUCUGCGAAGAUGCACUGCUUUUGUCUUCAAUUAGUGAAAACCCUCGCAAAAGGGUAAAGUUGCAGCCAAGAAUCGAUGCCAAAUCAGAAUGCAAAUGUCUUUGCUUAAAUCGAAACGAUUUCCAUAGAUUGAUAGGA
Messenger RNA from Guillardia theta CCMP2712, 681 nucleotides. RefSeq lists its product as hypothetical. The annotation marks the transcript as partial. Lineage: Eukaryota; Cryptophyceae; Pyrenomonadales; Geminigeraceae. The record is from RefSeq and is a predicted model, not a curated record. The transcript has 2 exons.